Paramecium sonneborni is the source of this 501-nucleotide messenger RNA. The record is from the annotation of a GenBank genome assembly. Lineage: Eukaryota; Ciliophora; Oligohymenophorea; Peniculida; Parameciidae.
AUGAAAAAAACAUACUAUUGGUCGACACGAUCCUUUCGUAAGUCAUUGAUCAUUGAAAUUUACUAAUUAAUAGUUAAGUAAUCCUUUUUACUAUUAUUUAAUUUAAAUUUCUACUAAUUCCAGCUUCCAUCAUUUUAUUCAUAACUCAUAUUCUUUUUAGAACUCUUCUGCAAAUAUUAAUCAAAUAUAUUUCAUAAAUAAGAAUAGGAAUUAAAUUAUAAAGAUGUUUAAAAGUAAACUAUAGAUAUAAUAUUGAUCCACUUAUCAUAAAUUGUUACUAUUUCAUUAAUUAUAUUUAGAAAACUUUAGCAUUAAUAAAUAAAUACUGAAACCUCUUAUUUUAAUUUAGAAGAUUAGCCAUUUUCAUGUUUAUUAUUUAGGAUCAUUAAUCAUUCUACUAAUAAAUGGCCUCAUUCUCAAGGAUUUCUAUAAGAUCAUUAGGUGAAUAGAAAAAUGAUUGGUUUAAAAAUGGUACCGUUAUCAUUUUAAAUGUACAUUUGA